AUGUCCCCCAAGCGUGCUCUUUACGAUAUUCUUGGUGUAGCCCCUGAUGCUGCCGAUGAUGAGAUAAGCCGUGUGUACAGACGAUUGGCAUUACAGUACCACCCAGACCGUAAUCCAAACGGUGAGGCAAAAUUCAAAGAAGUCGCCAACGCCUACGCGGUGUUGAGUGAUCCAGAUAAGCGCCGUGUGUAUGAUGCGACUGGAAUUGUGCCUGGUGCUGAGAGUGCAACGGAGAGUGAAGCCACAAUGGCAGAGCGCUCUGCGGAAAUGAAAGAACGAGUGCAUGAGUUUUAUGUGAACUACGCCGGCACACCAGAGGAAAUAGAAGAUGUGAUGACUUGCUUUAAAAAGUGCAAAGGUAACUUUCGGCGUAUGGUACGUGAGGAAUUGUUAUUUGACAAUACCAAAAAGGGUGAAAUUGUGCGACUUCGCGAUCUUGUGCAAAGUCUUGUGGAUACAGGAAAAUUGCAAUCAACGGAGGCGUGGAAUCUAACCAAUACCGUCGCCGUCCUUAAACAGAUUGAACGUUCCAUGACCAAAGAACGUAAAGAGGCGGCAGAGGCAUUAGAUGCGAUGGGCCUUUCAAAUGAUGAGAAAAAGGGUGGUUUGCAGGCACUGCAGGCAUUGAUGAAACGGGAUCAAGAGGCAGAGUGGAGUAAUAUGAUGAGUAAUCUGGAGUCAAAGUAUUUACAGCCAAAGGCAAAGAAAAGUAAAGAAACAAGUGGAAAUAAGAAAAAGAAGAAUACAAAAGAAGUGUUGAAGGGAAAAGAGAAUACAUCUAAAAUGGCGAAGAAGAGGAAGGGAGAAAAGACAAAUCUCACUUCUGCCCCACCACUCAAGAAGCAGCGAAAGUAG
This is a messenger RNA of Trypanosoma theileri, 855 nucleotides long. Its product is annotated as putative chaperone DNAJ protein. NCBI's taxonomy places the organism in Eukaryota, Euglenozoa, Kinetoplastea, Trypanosomatida, Trypanosomatidae. Gene Ontology annotation, cellular component: nucleus; cytoplasm. The coding region runs from base 1 to 855 and encodes 284 amino acids. Gene Ontology annotation, molecular function: heat shock protein binding. The record is from RefSeq and is a predicted model, not a curated record. The transcript has a single exon.